This is a messenger RNA of Sinocyclocheilus grahami, 1186 nucleotides long. RefSeq names its product cell division cycle 7 homolog (S. cerevisiae) (gene cdc7). The transcript is spliced from 8 exons. Bases 1 to 1068 code for a protein of 355 amino acids. Gene Ontology annotation, molecular function: protein serine/threonine kinase activity; ATP binding. Gene Ontology annotation, biological process: protein phosphorylation; mitotic DNA damage checkpoint signaling. Gene Ontology annotation, cellular component: nucleus. The record is from RefSeq and is a predicted model, not a curated record. NCBI's taxonomy places the organism in Eukaryota, Metazoa, Chordata, Actinopteri, Cypriniformes, Cyprinidae.
AUGCUGAAGGGGGAUGUUGAGACAGACAUUGCAUACCUGUAUGAAGUUCUGCCGCAGCUGUCUCAAAUUUUUCGUAUAAUAGAUAAAAUUGGAGAAGGUACUUUCAGCUCAGUGUAUUUGGCAGAGGCACAGAUGACAGAUGGGUCGAGAAGGAUGUUUGCAUUGAAACACCUGAUCCCUACCAGUCACCCUGUGCGUAUAGCCGCUGAACUCCAGUGCCUGACUGUUGCUGGAGGGAAAGAAAAUGUGAUGGGAGUCACAUACUGCUUCAGGAAAGAGCAUUACGUGGUCAUUGUCAUGCCAUACAUGGAGCAUCAAACCUUUGUGAUUCCACGCAAGAUUGUUUCUUCAAAACACCGUUCAGUACCAGUGAGAACAACACUGAAUCAGAGACAAAAAUCCCCCAUUGAGAGUCAAAAACCCAAACCCCCUGCCGUCAGCCCGAGUCUCACCUGCAACUGCUACAUGACUGACCGCAUCUGCAACAUCUGCUUGUCCAGGAAACAGCAGGUGGCUCCGAGGGCUGGUACCCCAGGCUUUAGGGCUCCUGAGGUCCUGACUAAGUGCCCUAACCAGGGAACAGCUAUUGACAUGUGGUCAGCAGGUGUCAUUUUGCUGUCACUGCUGAGUGGGAGGUAUCCAUUCUUCAAAGCCAGUGAUGAUCUGAUCGCUCUUACUCAGAUCAUGACCAUCCGAGGAUCUAGAGAGACGAUUGAGGCUGCUAAGACGUUCGGUAAAUCUAUAGUGUGCAGUCGUGAGCUUCCUCGAUUGGACCUGAAGAUCCUCUGUGAGACUCUAAGAGGUUUGCGAUCAUGGGAUGAUGGCUUACUUCCUGCUGAGUUUCAAGCCUCACAUAACCCAGCAGAAGGAAAACAGGAUGCAGGGAGUCCUGUUAAGAAGCAUAAGAGCUCUCUCAAAAGCAGUGCAGAGCUGCAGGAGAUGGGCUGGGAUAAAGUGCCUGAUGAUGUGUAUGAUCUCCUGGAUAAACUCUUAGAUUUAAACCCAGCAUCGAGGAUAACUGCUUCUGUGGCACUGCAGCAUCCACUUUUCAAAGAUAUGACUAAUUAGUUUUUGCGCCAUCUUCUAAUUUUGUAUUGUUCUAUAAAGUUACAUUUAUGCAUCUGUUUUCUAACUACAUGCUGUACAGCGAUGUUUUAUUUAUUAAUCUUAUUUUUUGGGUUUCUUA